This is a messenger RNA of Penicilliopsis zonata CBS 506.65, 408 nucleotides long. RefSeq lists its product as hypothetical. The transcript has 2 exons. NCBI's taxonomy places the organism in Eukaryota, Fungi, Ascomycota, Eurotiomycetes, Eurotiales, Aspergillaceae. The coding region runs from base 1 to 408 and encodes 135 amino acids. The record is from RefSeq and is a predicted model, not a curated record.
AUGGCCACCCCCUCUACACCAAGCCACCGAGCAGACAGCCGUCAACCGUCGUCCACGCAAGGCGGUGCCUCGUCGCAACCAACGCCUGCGAACAAUUCCGGCGGGGGAUCCGGAUGGGGAGACCCUGGGUUUUUCAAGGGGGGAAGUAACGGGCAUGAAGGGGCAGGUCAUGCUCCGGCCCUCAAUGCCCGGUCCACGAUCGGCGGAUUCCUAGGUCUUACAGAUCAAAAAACGGAAGCAGAGAAACACUACCAGGGCCGGUUCGACCAGGCGACUGGCGUCAGGGAGAAGACGAAGAGCGGGGCCCCAACCUGCGAGAGCGAGGAUCACAGCUUCAUGGAGCAUCGGCCUGGGUGUUCUGCUACCUUGCCGGGAUGGGAUGCUGCCAAGUCGGUUGUUAAUACGUAA